Girardinichthys multiradiatus is the source of this 4847-nucleotide messenger RNA. RefSeq names its product TBC1 domain family, member 32 (gene tbc1d32). Gene Ontology annotation, biological process: non-motile cilium assembly. Bases 208 to 4176 code for a protein of 1322 amino acids. Lineage: Eukaryota; Metazoa; Chordata; Actinopteri; Cyprinodontiformes; Goodeidae. The record is from RefSeq and is a predicted model, not a curated record. The transcript is spliced from 34 exons.
UCUCCAAAUAAGGAUCGAGUGACUUCAGUAAAUUAGAAGUACACAUUUUUUGGGUCAGUCAAUUGAAGAUAACUUUGUUUUUUACAGUUCAGUCUCAGCUACACUGGAUCAACGAAUUAUUCCAGUCAUAUUUAAUGCAAUUUCCGACGGUUUCUUAACACAACACAACGCACCUCCCAAACAAGGAGUAGUCGUUUCCAUAGAGACAUGGCUGUCUGUGCUGCAACGAUGUCACAGCUGUCUGCUGAUGAAGAGGUGCAAUUACAAACACUCCUCAUGAAGCUUCUGAGAAGCAUCAGUGACAAGAUCUCUGGAGCACCAUCCACUAAAUACGCUGAAGAGAUUCUCCUCCACUUGGAGGAGACCGAUAAGAAUUUCCACAACUACGAGUUCGUCAGAUACCUCUGUCAGCAUGUGGAUGGCUCUCUCGGGACAGUGGUGGACGAUGAAAUACAGAACCUGACCAGAGGAGGACAUCAUGCAGUUGGAUCAGGACAUGACACCUUAAUUCAUGUUGUGACUCGAAGAACAAGAGACUCCGCUCAGUACCAUCAGAUGAUCCAAACAUUGAAAAACACCAUGAUGGUGGUUGUAGAGUCGCUGAUCAACAAAUUCGAGGAGAACCAGCUGGGAAAGGAGGAGAUGUACACAGUGAUGGAACACCGUCAGUCUAACAGCCAAUACGCUGAUAACUGCUCAGACAGCGACUCUUCCUUCAACCAGAGUUAUGCAUUCAUCAGACAGGAGCAGCUGCAGGUGCUGGCUGAAAAACUUGACUCCAGCAGGCCAAAAGAGGUGCGCCGUGAGGCUCUGCAGGCUCUCUGCUGUGCUCCUCCGCCUGAUGUGCUGAGCUGUGAGAGCUGGAGCACUAUGCGUAGGAACCUCUGCGCAGCUCUUACUGAACCCGAACUCAGUGAGAAUGUGCUGCAGUUUUUUGCUAAAAGCUUCUCUUUAUCUCCGCUGAGCGUGACCCGUGAGAUCUACACCAGUUUGGCAAAGAGUGUGGAAUCAGGUUUCUUGUCCCAGAGGCUGAGCUUCCCUACUGGAUCAGCUACUGUUGACAUCAACAGUCCUCAGAUAAGUCUUCUUCUCAAACAGAUUCGACUGAUGAAUGACUUUCAGAAGGAGGUGACUACCUUCUGGAUCCGUCACCCAGAGAAAUAUAUGGAGGAGAUUAUAGAAAGCACAUUCUCCCUUUUGUCCUUCCAUCAUCAACAUGGCUUAACUGGAACAGAGAAAACCCUGGAACCGGUCUACUUGUUCUCAUUACUGGAUAUUAAGGCCACCUGGUUUAAAAAAUGGAUGCAUGGCUACUACAGCAGGACAGUGGUCCUCAGGCUCCUGCAGAAAAAAUACAAGACUCUGAUUGUAGCGGCUCUUCAGCAGUGUUUGCAUUACAGUGAGUCUUUUGAACGUGGUACAAGUGAGUCCACUGAUUCUCACGUGGAGGAGCCGAAUGACCCUGGUUUGCCACAGACAAGCGUUUAUACCAGAAAGGAGCUUGAAUAUGCGUUCUUUGUCCACUCUUUGUGUGUUUUGGGUAAACUCAUCAUCUACACCAAUGGACGGAAACUAUUUCCCAUCAAAAUAAGGAAGCACAAAGAUCCAAUCACUCUGACAGACCUGAUUGUCAUCCUGAUUAACAUCAUGUGUCGACACCCUCACCCUUUGAGCAGCGACACCUCACUGACAGAUGUGUCACAUGCGCUCCAACACGUCGAAGGCUCCCUGUCGCCCAGCUGUCUGGUGAUGGAGGUGCUGCGGAUGUUAUGUGAACAAACAGAAUGUGCUGCUGAUUGUCUUUACCAGACUCCUGUCAUUGAGGCUCUGCUUGCACCUGUUGCUGUCCUCAGUGCACAACAGACUACGAUGGGGAAGCCUGCAGCAACACAGAUCCUCAUUGCUGAUAUUCUAGCCCGCAUCGCAAACACUGACAGGGGAUUAGCGCUUUUCCUAUUUGAGAAGAAUCUUGUUGGCCAUGGUGAAAGAACCUUUGCAGCUCACAUCAUCGUACAAUUCACCCUGAGGCUGCUGAAUGAAGCCAUGCCAUCACUGAGUGAAUCAGAUGUGUCUCAUACAUUAUGUGGAGCUUUCAUCUUUGUCUGUCAGCAGAUGUACAACACCUGUGAGGGUCUGCAGGUGCUCCAAACAUAUGGUCUGCACAAAGCCAUUGCUGCUGCAUGGAAAAAGACAAGUUCUCUAUCAGAAAGGAUCCCAACCCCAGUUUCGGGAGCCUGCACUGCAAGAUCCACCCAAGAAACGGCAAACAUGCUUGUCUGGGAGGAGACUUUGUUGGGCAGUCUGCUGAACUUUGCUGCAACCCCUAAAGGCCUUUUGCUGCUACAGCAGACCGGGGCCAUCAAUGAAUGCAUCUCCUACAUGUUCUCUCGCUUCACCAAAAAACCACAGGUGAGUCGCUGCGAGAAGUUUGGAUACGGAGUAAUGGUGACACAGGUAGCAGUGACUGCUCCAGGGGUUGCAGCUCUGCACAGUUCGGGUUUUGUCAGAUCGCUGGUUGUAGAGCUUUGGUCGUCUCUCGAAUGUGGAAGUGACGAUGCCAGAGUUGUCCAUCCCAGACCAACCCCCAUGGACCCCAUAGACAGAAGUUGCUUCAAGUCCUUCCUGUCCUUGGUCAACCUCCUGUCCUCUUCCCUCUCCGUGUGGGAGCUUCUGGGCCGACAGUCUUUAGCUAACAAGAGCGAAUACACCCUGAGAGAGAUGCCAACUUCCAUACCUGAUUUGAUUGACAGACUUAUUGCUGUGAAUUCAGAUGUGAAGAUCCAUUCGCUGUUCCACUACGAGCAGUCUCACACGUUUGGCCUAAGACUGCUCAGUGUGCUCUGCUGCUGCUUGGACUCCUUCCUGCUGCUGGAGAGCCAAUAUCACAUCUGCUCCAUGCUGCUACAGAGUCAGAGGGAAAACAUUGCUGACCAAGACACCACAGAGGGGGCAAUCAUCAUUGACAGUCUGUCCGUGGAAAGGAAUCACAUGUUGGUUCGUGUCAAUGUGGUGGGAGGUCCAUCUGAGAGAAGGCUUCCCUCUCGAGCCCUAGAAGAGGGAGAACAUCCUUACUCUUGGACGAUGUUUUUAAGCCACCCUCCACCCCCCUGCUACGUUCUAAACCUACAAGAUUUCCAAAACGACUCACAAGGGGGAAUAUCCUUUUCUGUAUUCACAGAUUGUGAGAUUAGUUCAUUUCUGGCACCAUGGAAAGAACCAAAGAGUGAGGAGAGCUGGUUAGAGUUCUGCCGAAGACAUUUCUGCAAAGACAUAAAAUCAAAACCCAACACUUUAAGUGGGAAACUGCUGGCUGACCUUCUGGAGAACGUUGUGGCCCAUUUAUCCAACUCCGCCUCAGAAUGCUUCUUCUCUCCGGCUGAGUACAAAGUGGAGAAAGGUGUGAAGGAUGUUGUGUUGUCAUCUGUGGAGCAGCUGGGAAUCAACACGUGUUUCAGGUAUGGCUGCUACCUCCAGAUACUACAGGAAGAUGCCAUGAGUGACUUGGAGCUGCUAAUGAAACACGUAAAGGCCUUCCUGUCAACACAAAGGAUUAACGCAUCAUCAGAUCUUAUCAGUCAGCAGGAUGAGUAUCCAGGCCAUGACUGGCUGGCCUCCACAGUUUUCCUCAUCAUGGCAGGAAACAUGGAGCGGUCUCUGCAUCUGCUACUAAACCUGUCCUCUCAGCUUUCCUCUGCGUUCAUCUGGCCUGCAAGGAUACAUGCUUCGGUCCAUCUUCCUCAGGAAGUAGCUGAAUCAAGAAUCCCUCCCGUCUACUGGUGCACGGCUCAUUAUGUGGAGAUGCUGCUGAAAGCUGAAGUCCCUCUGGUCCAUUCUGCUUUCAGGAUGUGUGGGUUUACUCCUUCACAGAUGUGCCUCCACUGGCUUACUCAGUGUUUUUGGAAUUAUCUGGACUGGACCGAAAUCUGCCAGUACAUCUGCACCUGUGUGGUGAUGGGUCCAGACUACCAAGUUUACCUGUGUCUGGCUAUAUUCAAACACCUGCAGCCUGAGAUCCUGGAGUGCACACAGUCCCAGGAACUGCAGGUCUUCCUCAAGGAGGAGCCAAUUGCAGGCUUCAAAUUCAGCAACUACCUGGAGUUUAUGAUGGGACUGGAGCAAAGCUACAGGAAAAUGGUUCUGACCAACAUGGAGAACAUCAGAAAUCCUCAGGAGUAGAACAUUCAAACCCUGUUUGUUUUUACAAAAUAAUGGUUUUGGACCAACUUUCGUAUUGCUCCAACAUCACCACCAUGUCUCAUACCAUAAAGGAGAAGAUCAACAUAGUUAUGUGAAAUAUUUAUGUGCAACUAUGUUUUUAGUCUGAUAAAACUUCUCGGUGAGCUCGUACUCUUCAGGUGGAGGAGAGAACUUUAAAGUCAGGCGGAGGAUGGAAGGAAACAGAUUCACUGCAUAGCUUUGCAGAAUAAUCUGAAAUAACCUGCUGAUCCCAUUCUCCUAAGAAGAAGCAUGUUUCUCACAGAACAAACAGAAUCACUCCAGCAACAUUAUGUAAGAUCCAAAUGAUCAGCUUCAUUCCCCGCCCUGCUCCUACAGUUCUGCUGAUGGAUCAACCUGCUGCUGAAAAUACUCCACAGUACUAAUUUACGUCGCUGAGUACUAAAUGCUGUCUGAAAUGUAUAUUUCCCACUUAAUCACCUUUUAGUAAUUCUUGUACAUGAACCAAUUGACCUUUAUGCUGGACUGUGGAAAAAGUUGUAUAUACUAGGAACACUGUACGUGAGAACUUGGUAUUUAUGCCUACCGAGCAAAUAUAAAGCCCUCUUUGAGCUUUUGUAUGAAGAUAUUCUCGUUCUCAUUUAUUAAAAUAAAGUUUUCUUUCUUUUCAA